GUUCUGGUUUUUGGUUCCAGCAGGUUCCAAUAGGCGACAGUCAAUCAGUAGUUUAUUAUGCUUCAUUCGAGAAAGUUUCGCGCUUCAGUUUUGCUGAUAGUUCAAUUUAGUGGAAGCGAUUUUUGGUGGACGUGAGCGAGGUCACAGCUGAAGCCAUGAAGGAGACAGGUCGUAGCCGUACUGAGCGCUACAUCGAGCGGCAUGCCAUCACGUCUGAAUGCUACGACGUUACAACCGAGGAUGGAUAUCAACUGAAAGUAUUUCGGCUGAUUCCGAAAGUGAAACGUCGAGGAGUAGUCUUGCUUCAACAUGGACUACGGCAAUCGUCGGCUAGCUGGCUUCUGAUGAAUCAGAAUCUUCCGUUGCAACUACUCGAACAAGGCUUAGAAGUCUGGCUCGGUAACUCCCGGGCAUCUACGGAAGGCUCCUCUCAUACCAACCUGGACAGAUCUUCAGCCGAAUUCUGGAACUUCAGUUUUCAUGAAAUCGGUAUCUAUGAUAUGGCUGCCAUCGUAGACUUCGUCCUAGUCGCCGCAGGAUGCGAACAAAUCCAGAUCAUUGCCUUCUCCGAAGGAGCCGCAGCUACCCUCAUCCUUCUAACAAAACGACCUGCCUACAAUGAGAAAGUCUCUCGCCUCAACCUUCUGGCGCCGGCUGCCCUCUUGUCCCGUAGUUCUUACACCGUACUUGCGGCACUCUACGUCACCUUCAAGCCAAUCUUGCCCUGGAGUUUGCAACGGUUCGUUACCGGCAAAGACGAACCCUCCGGAAACUCCCAGAAGGAGUUGGAACACCUGCAGCAUCUAAUGCUGAGUGGACGUUUCGUGGAGUACGAUUACGGUGCCAAGCGGAAUUUAGUGAUGUACGGAACCUCUAAGGUUCCCGAGUAUCCGCUAUGUAAGGUGACCUGUCCAGUGGUUCUGCAUUAUGGAGGCGCGGAUCGGGUGGUUCACCCGAGGGAUGUUAAACGACUCAGCCGGAAGCUGGCCAAUAGCGAACAAGUUGAGGUUAUGUGCCACAAGCAUAUGAGGCAUCUGGAUUUCCUGACACGGAAGGACGCUGCCGUAGAAGUGUAUCCGGCAGUGGUGGAUAAUGUGAUUAGGUGAUAUUUAAUUUAUUGGUUUCAUUACAAGAAAAUAAAGGUUUUAAAUGGGA
This is a messenger RNA of Aedes aegypti (yellow fever mosquito), 1155 nucleotides long. RefSeq names its product lipase 1. Gene Ontology annotation, biological process: lipid metabolic process. The transcript has 2 exons. NCBI's taxonomy places the organism in Eukaryota, Metazoa, Arthropoda, Insecta, Diptera, Culicidae. The record is from RefSeq and is a predicted model, not a curated record. Bases 156 to 1106 code for a protein of 316 amino acids.